Messenger RNA from Triplophysa rosa, 1487 nucleotides. It is a transcript of the gene bbs5, whose product is annotated as Bardet-Biedl syndrome 5. Gene Ontology annotation, molecular function: phosphatidylinositol-3-phosphate binding. Lineage: Eukaryota; Metazoa; Chordata; Actinopteri; Cypriniformes; Nemacheilidae. Bases 134 to 1162 code for a protein of 342 amino acids. Gene Ontology annotation, biological process: intracellular transport; cilium assembly. The transcript has 12 exons. The record is from RefSeq and is a predicted model, not a curated record. Gene Ontology annotation, cellular component: BBSome; ciliary basal body.
GCGUGAUUGCCGUACUGCCGUUACCGUAGUGACGCUCAGCAUUAAAUCCUCUUAGUGUCCAGCUGAGCGUUUGUUUUAUUGAAUUUAAAUGUUUCUUUUUAGUUAAAAACCUCUCUGAGAGUGUGGAUUGAUUAUGGCGUCCGUGUUAGACGCUCUAUGGGAGGACAGAGACGUUAGAUUUGACAUCACCGCGCAGCAGAUGAAAACCAGACCAGGUGAAGUUCUCAUCGACUGCCUGGAUUCAAUAGAGGACACGAAGGGAAAUAAUGGCGAUAGAGGUAGACUCCUGGUGACCAAUUUAAGGAUAAUCUGGCAUUCACUGGCUCUGCCAAGAGUUAACUUGUCAGUGGGAUACAACUGCAUUAUUAAUAUCACCACGAGGACGGCAAAUUCAAAAUUAAGAGGUCAGACGGAAGCGCUUUACAUAUUGACCAAAUCAAAUAACACAAGAUUUGAGUUCAUAUUCACAAAUGUGGUUCCUGGAAGUCCGAGGCUGUUUACAUCUGUCAUUGCUGUACACAGGGCUUAUGAGACCUCUAAAAUGUAUCGUGAUCUGAAGCUGAGAGGAGCUCUGAUUCAGAACAAACAGUUGAGACUCCUGCCACAGGAACAGGUUUAUGAUAAAGUCAAUGGAGUCUGGAACCUGUCCAGCGAUCAGGGUAAUCUUGGAACCUUUUUUAUCACUAACGUGAGGAUCGUGUGGCAUGCCAACAUGAACGAGAGCUUCAACGUCAGCAUUCCAUAUCUGCAGAUUCGUUCCAUACGGAUUCGAGAUUCCAAAUUCGGACUUGCUCUUGUCAUCGAGAGCUCUCAGCAAACCGGAGGAUAUGUGCUGGGGUUUAAGAUCGAUCCGAUGGACAAAUUACAGGACGCAGUGAAGGAAAUCAACUCAUUGCAUAAGGUGUACUCGGCCAACCCCAUUUUUGGUGUGGCAUUUGAGAUGGAGGAAAAGCCUCAGCCGCUGGAGGAACUGACUGUAGAACAGCUUCCAGAUGAUGUGGAGAUUGAACCAGAUGAACACACGGAUGCUUUUACUGCUUACUUUGCUGAUGGAAAUAAGCAACAUGAUCGUGAAGCGGUGUUCUCUGAGGAGCUGGGUCUGGCUAUAGAGAAACUGAAGGAUGGAUUCACACUACAGGGACUCUGGGAAGUCAUGGGUUAAAACUGAGAACCUUGUUGUGACCAUUAGACAUACAGCUGUACAGUAGGAGUUGCACACGGAAACAAUGCAAAUUUAUAUUUACAACAUCAACUUUGUUAAAAAAAACUUUGUUCAUGAUAGUAUUUAUUUGAUAAUAUAAAGUUUACAAGUCAAAUGUGAACCCCGUGCAGGACCAAGUUAAGGGUACUUUGGAUACAUAUGAAUGUAUGUAUAAUAUUUAUACUUCUGAAUGCCGAAUAUCAUUUGUACAUUAGAACCUGUACAGUUGUUUUGUGUAGAGAGCUGUUUGCAUUUGUGCUGUAAUAAAAUGUUGUGUUUGUGUUGA